CAGAGGAGUAUGUAUACCACGUACCACGCUGAAUAACAAUUCAAUCAUUGGUAAAUAUCGAUACAAAUACUCCAUGAUGUUUUAUCUUUGUCAGAGUGGUAUGCCUGACUUAGAAUGCUGAAAAAAUGAGUUUUGAGGGAGGUGCUUAUACCUAUACUUAUUCAUGCGAACAACAGUUCAUUGACCUGCUGCUGGUCUUUUUUCUUUUUUUCCCCUCCUUCCAACAACCGGUGUCUUCUGGGUGACGUUUGUACUAAAAAUGGUUCAUUAAAACGUUUUUUUCCCUUCUUCUGCUUCUUCCCAGAGAAUCUCUAUGUAGUUCUGUGUACGGUGUUUCACCGUGAGCAUAACAAAACUGAAUGAGCAAGAUAUUCAGUAAAGCAUUAAGAUUUGGACUGAACACCUGGCCUUUUGUAGAUCAGGCAUGGGGAAUAGCGUCUCGGGCGUCCCGUCUUUGCAAAGAGGACACCAAAGCAAAUUUCAAAGAUUUCCAAACUCUUACAAAGAUUCUCUGGGCGGCUCCUUCCCACCCACCUCUCAGCGAUGUCACCACAAGCCCAAGCGCUGUCUGCCCGCCCAGCAGUGCAGCGGCUUCCCCAUCAGCCCGCUCCUCUUCCACCCCAACGCCAAGGGCUCGCAGAUCAUCAUGGACCUGGCUCACAAGGCGGUGAAGAGGCAGGCCAGCUUCUGCAAUGCCAUUACCUUCAGCAACCGGCCUAUUGCCCAGUACGAGCAGGUCAGGCUAAAGAUUACGAAGAAGCAGUGCUGCUGGAGUGGAGCACUACGGCUCGGCUUCACCGCUAAGGACCCGUCGCGGAUCAACCCGGACAGCCUGCCUAAGUACGCCUGCCCAGACCUGGUGUCCCAGAGCGGCUUCUGGGCCAAAGCUCUGCCGGAGGAGUUCGCCAAUGAGGGCAACAUCAUUGCCUUUUGGGUGGACAAGAAGGGCCGUGUCUUCUACCGCAUCAAUGAUUCCAGUCCCAUGCUGUUCUUCAGUGGUGUCCGGACUAUAGAACCUCUGUGGGCCCUGAUUGAUGUUUACGGUCUGACAAGAGGGGUUCAGCUGCUUGACAGUGAAAUAGUGCCUCCAGACUGUCUACGCCCACGUUCCUUCACCACGGUACGCAGGUCCUCCUUGCGGAGGGAGGCAGAUGAGUCACGGCUCUCUGUCAGCCUCUGCGACCUCAACCUUCAGGAGGAACACCUGCACCUUGCAUCCACCGCCUGCCCCAUCCCGCAGAACUCACUCAACUCUCAGCAGUGUCACCUACUGCCUCCGCACCUGGACAGUGACAUCCACUUCCAUCAGCUGCACGGCGCCCAUAUCAAGACGCUGGACGAGCAGACGGUGGCCCGCUCGGAGCACGCCCGCGAGGAAAGGACGCUGGUGUUCACCAGUCGGCCGCUGCGAACCGGGGAGACCAUCUUCAUCAAGGUCACCAAAUCCAGCCCAGCCCGCUCAGGGUCGCUCUCCUAUGGGGUGACCUCCUGUGACCCCAGCGUCCUGCGGCCCAGCGACCUGCCCUACAACCCAGAAUCCCUCGUGGACCGGAAGGAGUUCUGGGCCGUCUGCAGGGUACCGUCACCAUUGCAGAGCAGCGACAUCUUGGGGUUCUUAGUCAACCCAGAAGGGGAGGUCAUUCUAAGCCACAACGGCACUAACGCGGGCAUGCAGGUGUGCGUGGACAACUCCCGACCUCUAUGGAUGUUCUUCGGUUUACAUGGAGCAGUUACACAGUUAAAGAUACUGGGCUCGACCCACCUAGCAGAUCCGCGAGGCCCAUCUGCCCCAAGCUCCCCUUCGUCCAUCCCGAACAGCCCCACCGGCUUGUGCGGCGGCAGCUCAGAGCUCACCCUGAACAGCAGCUGCCCUGGAGCAUUCUGCGGCUCCGCUGGAGGAACGACUCCAAGCUCACCUAUCAGUCUCCCGAAGUCUCCCACCUUCCCAUCAGGCUCUGGGUCCUGGAGUGACGAGUGCUCCAUCUGCUACGAGAACAUGGUCGACACGGUGAUUUACGCCUGUGGGCAUAUGUGUCUCUGCUACACCUGCGGGCUCAAGCUAAAGAAAAUGGCCAACGCCUGCUGUCCCAUAUGUAGGAGAACCAUUAAGGACAUUAUAAAGACUUACCGCAGUACGUAAGCCCGGCUGGGGCGCUGGGGUCACCUGACCAUACUGGCACAAUAUACACGAAGUGAAGAGGGAACUAUUACAUGUUCAGGGAAAUAUUACUUUGGUGCACCACGGUACGUCUCCACGGAGGGCUUUUGACGUGAGAUCUGCCGGCACACCGCAGUCCAUUGAAUUUUUACGCAAGCCUGUGUAAAGCUUUGGCAGUAAUCGGGAGUUUCGUUCCUCCUCUGAAAACAAAGUGUACCUUCAUUAGUGAUUCAGGAAGUUUCAAAGACGCGCAACAAUCAAAUCCAACAAUAGAGAAGGCUGUCUCCUUAGCACCCGCGUAGUUUACGCUGCGGUGUGAGUCUCUCUAAAAUGGAAAUAAGGUAUUUUCUACACGUUCUAUAUUUCUUAGAAUGGAGGAGGGAGGAUAGAAUAUAUAUAUAUAUAUUAUGAUGUGUGACUUUUCUUCCGAAUCCAUACAAGUACAAUUAAAACACCCCUGUGGUAGAUAUGAAGAAAAAGAUUUCAAAAUAAUCCCCAACUUUCGGCACAACUUCUGUCUGUGCUUGGGGGAGAUGAAACAUGAUGGUGAGAAUGGAAAACGAUCUACAGAAACCUGCCUAAGCAGGAAUUCUGUCAGUGGUACUGAGCUCCAGACAUUCUGCAGGUGCGUCACUUUUUAAACGGAAUUGACACGAUAUCCUAAUGUGUUACUUAAGCAGUUUGUUGUGCAUAGCAAAUAAUAAUGGGAGGGUGUUUCUUUCUGUGUUCUGCUUCUUGGUGCCGUGUCAUCAAGUUAGUCCAUACCUGCAAAGAGCUGUAGUGCAUAGUGCUGUGAUGGUCACAUGCUCAGUUGGUCACUUAUUCUAUAGUGUUAGAUGUAUCACGUGGAAGACACUGCUGCCCUCUCCGCCAUUACAGAGGAGAUGUGUCCAAUCAUCAAUUGGUACGAAUAUGUAGCUAUACAGAAUGUAAUUGCAGGUUGCAGUCCCCAUGUACUCUGUGCUUCUGGGCACCUUUUUGGAGACUAUUUGUAAACGUAAAGGGACAAAGUGCUUUGCUACCAACAACAAAGCCAACAACAAACAACCAACAAAAAAGCACUUCACUGGAGUCACUAAAACGAAAAUGGACGAAGCCUCCUGCGAUGACCCGCUACACUGUGAAACACGGGUAUUAAGCUGAUUAGUAUAAAUCUAGUGAUAUCCUACUCAAAUGGUAGUCAAACCUGUGUGCUUCAUUUACAGGGAAUGUAUUCAUGAGCAUGGCAGUGAUGGGAGAUAGGAGCCAUACCAGGCAGCCUCAAGCCUUAAGUAAUGGAAGAGGCCAUUUUGUCAAACCAGGGUUUGAUUGUUUGUAAAUUUCAUUUUUUAACUUUUUUAUUAAUGAGCCCUUGCAAAUACCAAAAAUGUCACGAUCCAGUAUAAAGACUGCACACCAAGAACUGAACAGCUCGAGAGAGCAGAGGGGUUGUGCAGUAACUGACACAGGAUCCUUUUUAAUGUGCUAAUAAUCUUCUAACCCAGUGUUUCUCACAGAUAAGCCACGUUUUUGCUUCCCUGUGAGGGAGCAAAAACAGGGACUGUCUGGCAGGGAGGUGGGAGGGAGCAAAAACGUGGACCGGCUGUGGGUCCCUGCGGACUGGAUUGGGAAACAUUGUUCUAAUAGAUACAUAUAUACAGAAUGACACAUUCGCUAUUCCUUUAUGGACGGUGUUGGCAGCCUGUGUAACAUUUUUUUUAUCUAAAGAGCGGCUUUGUGUUGCAUCCCUGGUUUCACACAUUAAUGAUAUAAUAAGCCCUUUGAAUGCCGUGUCUCAGAGGGUAUUUUAAAUACUCACAAAAUUGGAUAGAUACAAUGCAUUUUUUAUUUUUGCCUUGGGCAGCAUUACUUCAACAAGGGACAAUAAAGUAACCAUUAGUGUCAUAGUGUCAGUUGCUUUUCAUAGUAUAAAAAACUAUAUAUAUAUAUGUGUGUGUGUGUGUGUGUGUGCAUAUGUGUAUGUAUGUAUGUAUACACACACACACACAUAUAUAUAUAUAUAUAUAAAUAUAUAUAAUAUGUGCUAGUAUACAGGCAGCAAUGUGUCAGCUGCAGUCAGUUAUUACAUAGAACUGUCAAAAUCUGGAACAGAAAGACGAUUCGCUGUCAUUUUUCAAAGGUAGGUGAUUUCUUGUUUUGGUGAAUUGCUUGUCACAACGAGAGUAUUCUGCGUAGUUUAUCUCAGUCAAAUUACAUGUUAUAAAUACAAUCCAUUUACUUUAGGCUUUUUUGAGCAAACUAACACAUGACAAGACUGGCUUUUUCCUUCAACUUACACCUUUCUUUCAGUAGGAGAACUGUGUGGAAAAAACAUCUCUCUUAGCAUAAUAUUAAAGAAAUCGUGGUGAAAAGCACAGGAAAUUGCAUCAUAAAAGUUUAACACAUUCAGAAAAGAUGCGAUUUCUGCUGUAGCUUAUUACCAAGGAAACAUUCAUGUAGGCUAAAUCAGAGUGGCAUACAUUCUGCUCCUUUCCUUUAUUUAGGUUACUUCCUUUACUAUACCUGUAAUGUUGAAAAAAUAGCUAUAGAGCAUAUGUUUAAAUGUCAUUUGCCGUCUUUCUGUAACAAGUGCAGUUGCAAAACAAGCAAUAUUCUUAUUAAAAAGAAUCACUUCAUACGAAACACAAGCUCUUUGGAUGCCUCUACAGAAACCGUAACCCCUGAAAUGAACUCUCUCAAGAUUACUUAGUGCAGACUAUUUGGGAUACCUGGAUGAAUUACGUUAAAUGUACAGGUAAGCGUUGAGGCUUGAAUUUUUGCUGCUAAAGUGUUUUUUUUAUGUGUUUCCAUUUGAGCUAUAUGGUAAAAUUCACCCACAUACGCUCCUGGGCAAAAAAAAUGGGCUGAAGCUUAAUGUGUGAUUUGGGUUUGGCCUGUUUCGUCUCACCGAGGAGUGUACAUUUUCAUAUGUUGUAUGUUUAAAGGUACAUGCUUUUGCUUGAAGUGUUUGUUCAUGACAAAAUGUUAAUUUAUGUUAUUUUAGAAAAAUCAAUCCAUAAUAAAUAGGUACAGUAUGAUAGCAAUAUGUAUUUCCAUUUGUUUUAAGUUUGUAUAUAAUUUAAGAAAGCUUGCCUAGGCUAUAACUAUACAUUGAAUUCCAGCACAGUUCAUUCAAGCUAUAAACUAAUAGUCUAACUGCUGACACAGACUGUAUAUAUAACAACUGCAACAAGUACUGUUAAAGAUAUACUUAAGUGUACAUUUAUAAAUGUACAUUUUAAGUAUACUUUUCUGAUUGGAUAGUGCAAACAGCAAAGCAUAAAUGCAGGAUUUUUAUUAUCAGUUUCAUUUUCCAUCCAGUUACAGUCUUGCUUUGAUAAAAUAUUGCAAUUGUUGUGAAGGACAAAAGUUAAUUAUUGGUGCAUUUUCAAAAACCGUCUGGAACAGACUUUCCUAAAACAUUAUACUUUUAAUCCACCCAUUUUUAUAGUGUUUAUGUAGAAACAUUGAAUUCCUAUAAUGCUUAAUGUCACUUUAUUGAAAUCCAGAUUGUACAUUACGAAUUAUUAAACAAGAUGUUCCCUUGGUAGCUGGAAUUGUAUCAUACAGUUUUAAGAGUAAUUUUAUAUUCAGAAGUUUUUGACCAAAUUUGUCAGUAAUGAUAUAUUAAACUUCCUUUCUAUAAAAUACAUAAAUUUAUUUUGCAAUUGUUAGAUGUUUCUCACUGUUGUACUGUUCAGAAGGGUAUGCACUGAAUUUAAGGUUCUUAACAUCAAACUGACAAUCAAAAUCAGUGAAUAAAUCAUUUAAAGCAAUUACGACUUUGACCAGCUUGCAGAAGCAUGGGAGGGAAAUGGUUGUCCUUAAUGGCCAUAUGAGCCAGGUAGCUUUUUGCUUAUUUUGGCAAUGACUCUUUAAUUACUAUUCCAAUUUGAGGUGUCAUCCACUGACCUUCCAGGUACAUGGAAGCUUAACUCAGCAGGAGAUCUGCUGGCUUCCUUUGAGUUCCCAAGUUCCCAAAAACCCCAAGUAAAAUUGCACAUCUGAUCUCCAUAAGUGCUCUUGCAGCAUUAACCUCAAAAUGCCCUGUGUUUUUUUGGACAAAAUAAAAGAGCUCUGCAACAUAACACAACUUUAUUUUGCAAAAGGACACAAAAUGAAGGUGUCGUUUUUUACGGAAAUUCAGUAAAAGGUCAUUAUUUCAUUAUACGCUGAUGUCGAUCCUUCGGUAAUCUUUACUUCUGUGAUAUUGUGAGACUAAUUUCUGAGCUUUCGUACUGCACCAUUAGCGCAUGUCCUUUCCUAUGGACCCAAUGAAAAGUGCAGACACUCCACAGUAGAUGCGUAAAGCCCCCGCGCUGCAGGAAAACAUUGAGCGCUUGACAGAUUCCCAUUUAUUCUUUCAUGUCCUCAUGCUCGCUCGCUCUCUCUGUUAUAGUGGACUCAAUCAGGGAGCAACAGGACAAAAACAGGAAAAUCCAAUCACUCCCAAACCUGCAUUUGAGAGGAGGGCAAGACACAGGAUGUUUUUAUCCUAAAAAAUGAAAGUCAGGCUGAAGUGAAGACGUUAACAUUGAAUUUGUAUUGUGACUCAAAUAAUGAAAUUAUCGGUAAACUUGUGUUUAUUUAAAACUAGUUGGUCAAUCUGUAUUUUUUGUUCACUAUGUGAGUCAGAUGAUUGUGACUGUCAAUAAAAUUUCCAGAUGUGUUUCUGCUA
Paramormyrops kingsleyae is the source of this 6815-nucleotide messenger RNA. RefSeq names its product neuralized E3 ubiquitin protein ligase 1Aa (gene neurl1aa). The record is from RefSeq and is a predicted model, not a curated record. Gene Ontology annotation, cellular component: postsynaptic density; plasma membrane. Gene Ontology annotation, biological process: negative regulation of Notch signaling pathway. Lineage: Eukaryota; Metazoa; Chordata; Actinopteri; Osteoglossiformes; Mormyridae. Gene Ontology annotation, molecular function: ubiquitin protein ligase activity.